GCCCGAUUUCUGAUGCUCAAUCAACACCAAUAUUCCCUCCAAGCCUCACUCGCUCUGCUGUGUCUUGUCUCCUUCAUCUUCUCUCUGACCGCAUCGUGGUCUCUAUCCCUUGGCAGCUUGCCCGCUUUCCUCGCGUUGGAAGCCUUAAUCCUCGCUGCAGUCGGACCACUCUCGCUAUCGUAAUUCCAAUCCGAGAGUUCUGUGUCCUCAUCGGAAUCCGAGGAAUCCGAUGAGGAGGAGGAGAUGGAAAUGCUGGAGAGCCGUCGCAUCAGGCUUUGGGGUGGUGGAUCAUCGGUCUCCCUUCGAUUGGUGGGUAAAGGGGAAGGGAGGACGCCAGCACGAUUUGAGGAGAUCAAGGUGAGUAAGCGCAUUGCGUGAAUGAUUAGAUGGAAGAAUAGAAUUAGAUUUUAGAAGGAAGAGAAGGAUUUGUACAAGUACAGCGACACAGUCGCCAACAACGUUUCAAAACUUGGUAUUGUGUGAUUCAAGUCAUCCCAAAAUCCAGAACAGAUCUCGCCUAUCAAAUUCUGUGUUCUCACGGAGAACAUCAACAGAAUUCAAUCUUGAACCCUCUCAACUCUCAACCUCUUCACAACUCAGCUCUUCUUCACCUCAACGGCAAUUUGCUCCCGGGAGUUUGACCUCGAGACAGCUAUAGCACGUUUCAAGUAUUAGGGCUUGACCAGACCGUCGACAAGCACCACCCCACAAGCCGAAACCCAACGUCAUAGGGGGACCAACAUCGAACUCCUAAUCUGCUUAUCUGAUCUCCGUUGCAUACAAUCCCGUCAGUAACCGCCAGCCAGCGUUCAGAGCGUUGAACCUUGGCCCUCUAAACUAGCCUCUACAAUUGCAUUUUCACUUUCCCAUCAGCAUUAUUACACGUUAUCAGGCGUAAAUUCAAUCAAGUCGAGGAUGGUUUAGUCCGUGCGUUUUCAGCCUCAUUGGACGACUAAUAAUUAACCUUACUCAGACUGAUCACGAGCAGGAGAACGUUACACCGGUACGAAAUACGAGACGACCUAACAAGACAACAUGACUACCCCUCGUGUAUUUGUCGUCCGUCACGGUGAAACAGAGUGGUCUCUGAACGGAAGACACACUGGCACAACCGAGUUACCACUCACGGCCAACGGGGAGAAACGUAUUCGAGCCACGGGUAGGGCAUUGGUAGGCGAUGAUAGAUUGAUAGUUCCUAGGAAUUUGGCUCAUAUGUAUGAUCUCAUUUUUUCGACCCCCACCAUUAUACACACCCCCAGACCUCCCAAACCCAGAACAAUCUAUCCACAAAACAAAGUAAAGACACUUCGUACUACUUCGAAGUAUAUCAAAAUCAAAAUAUAUACUGAUAUACAAUCAGAUUCGUAUCACCGCGCCACCGCGCCCAACGAACUCUGGAGUUGCUGGAUCUGGGCUGUAAAUCAAAGUAUCCAUGGCAAGAAUAUCCAUCUCUAUCUGAAGAAGAGAAAAAGGAAGGCGAUAUCCGCACCGUCGCCUCGGUAGAAGUCACAGAGGACAUUCGAGAAUGGGAUUACGGCGAUUAUGAAGGCAUAACAUCGCCUGAAAUCAGGGAGUUGAGGAAGAAACAGGGAUUAGGCGAGUGGGAUAUUUGGAGGGGUGGGUGUCCUGGGGGAGAGUAUGUUUUCUCUUCUUACACUUCCUCUAUUGAUUUAUCAUUUCUGUCUUCAAGUUUAGUCUUGAUUUGAUUUCAAGUUGAGAUAGGAUGGGAGGUGAUAUACAAGACUAACUCGAACCCCCCAGAUCCCCAGAACAAAUAACCACCCGCCUCGACCGCCUCAUAUCCACAAUCCGUGAAAAGUACCAUUCUCCAUGUAUCGGCAAACCAUUGUCUGAUAAACCAGCAGGAGACGUCCUUCUCGUGGCUCACGGUACAUUCACCCUUCCCUCACUUGCCCAUUCAUUUCUCCAUGCAAACGAAAACUAACGUCCAAGGCCACAUCCUCCGCGCCUUCGCGAUGCGCUGGGUAGGCAGUACCCUACAAGACGGCCCUUCUUUCCUCCUAGAAGCCGGUGGUGUAGGUACAUUAUCUUAUGAACAUAAGAAUAUCCACGAACCGGCUAUCUUGUUAGGUGGUAGUUUCAUGGUUGACAUUAUGGAGCAGGAUGAGAAGAAGAACUAGACGGGUACUCUAGGAAAUGAAAUAAACUCUCAUUAUCCAAAUAUACAUAAAAC
Hymenoscyphus albidus is the source of this 2194-nucleotide messenger RNA. NCBI's taxonomy places the organism in Eukaryota, Fungi, Ascomycota, Leotiomycetes, Helotiales, Helotiaceae. The record is from the annotation of a GenBank genome assembly.